ACCUAGCUCCUUGCCACCGGCUUGGUAGAGGUGAUUAAGUAGAAUUUAACUUUGGCUUGUACAGUUUUUCUGAGAUGACCAUACCAAGAAUGUUACAAACUUCUGGAACUAUAGGUGUUUGCACAUCUGUGAGGUGGGGAUGGCAGGGGAUCAAAGCUAUAAUAGAUUAAAAUCUACAUAUUGAAAAACCAACUUGAAUAAUCAAGAGCUGUCAGAUAUUUUUAAGAACCAUGAUUUUAAAUACUCCUGUAACGAAGUGGAACAAAUGAAUAUACAAGUUAAUAAACACAUAUAGGUAAAUAAACAGAAAACCCUGGAAAUGUUUUUUUUUUUUGUUUGUGAGUCAGCUUGAGAACUGGAUGGAACUGGAUUAGGAUGCCAAGCUCUCACUGCUGAGGGCCCGGGUUCAGUCCCUGGUUGGGGAACUAAGAUCCCACAGGCUGUGCAACCUCACGGAAAAGAAGCAAACAUUCAGGACUUUCCCAAAAGAAAAAAAAAUGGAGAGUUGGGGUCCUCGUUGGUAGCCAUGGUAGAAACAGCACAUUGAGCUAUUGAGGGAUGUUUGUUUCUUUUUUAAAAAAAUUUUUGGCUACGCUGCAUGGCAUGUAGGAUCUCAGUUCCCCAGCCAGGGAUCAAACCUGUGCCCCCUGCAGUGCAAGUGCAGAGUCCUAACCACUGGACCCCCAGGGAAAUCCUGGAUGUUUGCUUCUUGAUAGUAGAAACUGUGAAAACUCACACCUUUGCGGGCAUAUCAGUAUCAGCUUCAGAAUUGGUCCUAGGCUGUGCUGUGUGUAGAGCAGAUAUCUAUUGAAAAGAUGGCUGUUUUGAGUUUUAAAAGAUGAUGUGGCAGCUUUGAGAAAGGAGAAAGAGUACUUGGACUGUGUGGGGUAUGUUCAUUUCUGUAAAGUUUAUUAGUGGUUAAAGCAGCACUUUACCUGCUCAGGUAUUGUGCGGGGUGUAGUAGGAACAGCUUUCUACCCUUCUUCCAUUCCUAGGACAAGUCACUUAGCACUUCUGACUUAAUUUCUCCAUCUGCAAAAUGGCACUCUGUUGAACCUUGAACUGUUCAGAAAUCCUUAGUGGAAUCAACCCUCCCCAAACGAUUGCUGUUUGUCAUCUGUCUGUGUUUCUGUUGGGUGCUCAGAAAUGAAGUCAACCAAGAAAGUGAUCUGUGUGAAAAUACUUUGAGAAUUGUGAGAUGAUGUAUAAACACAAAACUACUGAAAGAGACUCCUUCCCCAGCAAAACAGUAAUGAGUAUUUAAGCAACAGAUAAGAGUACUUUUUGGUCCAGAAUGAUUGGGACGAAACCUGCAGGAGAUGGGAGGAGCUGUCUGCAUAACACACACACGGUGAAGGGUCCAAGGAGGUUUCUCUGUCUCUUUUUUUAAAUUUUAUUUGUUGAAGCUGCUAGGCCUCAGUGUUUUCCUGCUUUAAUGAAGAAGGACAUUUAUACCUUUAUGCUAGGCAGAGUUUGUCUGCUUUGUGGCUGGACCUUGCAUUUAAUUUCUCUUAGUGUUUCUUUUCACUUCUGCCACUUACUAACAGAAUCUCCUUUAAACUGUCUUUUGUGAUUGUGCUGAACUCAUUGUUUUUUCUCUCUUCUUUAGAACCUGGACCUAAAGAGGGAAAUUGUUAGGGUAGAAACAAUGUAUAAAUGUAUAUGGAUCUGUUAUACUAAGUACAGUAUUUUGCUGAUCCUAAAGCUCAAGUAGGCUUCCCAGGUGGUGCUAGUGGUAAAGAACUCACCUGCCAUUAAAGGAGACGGAAGAGACCCUGGUUCCAUCCCUGGGUCUGAAAGAUCCCCUGGAGGAGGGCAUAGCAACCCACUCCAGUAUUCUGUUCUGGAGAAUCCUAUGGGUAGAAGAGCCUGAUGGGCUACAGUCCUUGGGGUUGCAAAAAGUUGGACACGACUUAAGUGACUUAGCAUGUAUGCAUGCAAAGCUCAAGUAAUGGUACUUUCUAGCUUUCUACAAAGCAUCCCUCUGCUUUUCUAGUUCAGUCUGUCUGUAUUAACAUUAGCUAAAAACGAGUUCUCUCAUGUCUAGUAAGCUCCCCCAAGCCACUGGGGGGCUGAAUGAAGGACACAAGAAAGACCACCAACCCUCUGAUAUUGAGUCUGUCUAGAGCCAGAGGGUUAAUUGCAAUUGCCAGUAAAUAGUAUUCAUUUAACAGAUACUUACAGAGCUCCAUUUGUGUGCCUGGCACUGUUGUAGGUCCUGAGCAGGCAGCUCUGGACAGGGCAGGGACCGUUCCUGCCCUCACAGAGUCCAGUGGGACCCACCCUAACCCGAAGUGAUGCCAAUUGAAAAACUCACCUGUGUGACCCUGAAAUCUGCAGUCCUCCCUGACCUCCACAACUGAAGGGAGAGCUUAAACCAGGAUGGAAAAUAAGCACAACUCUUGGGUUAUAUUAAGUAAUUUCUGUCUGUCUCUCUCAUCUUCCUCCUCUUGCCCUCCCAUUCCCCCGCCACCAGAGGUUGUGAUUCAUGUGCUAAACCUGGAGGACAGUACUCCACACUGACCAGGAAGCGGCCUGAAAAGCCAUAUCUGGCACCAUAGUCUUCCGAAUACUUAGCCACCUCUGAGUGAGAGUGCGGAGGAGGAAAUACCAUUGGAGUUAGCUUCCUGUGCAAACACAGGACUCAGAAUAACGUUGUUUGUGAAACAGAGCAGUAUAUAUAGUCUGAUCCGAAGUGGAUCAGGGCCUGUAUCUACAGGAUGGAUUUAUCCUAAGAAAUAACAUCAAGGAGUUGCCAUCUUGGGAUCCCAUGGCUUUCUCUAGCGGGCUCUGGGGCCCCUGUGUCCACAUGAGCAGAGCAUUCAGCCAGCGCUGUUUCAGCACUACUGGCAGCCUUGGCGCAAUUCAGAAGAUGACACGGGUGCGUGUGGUGGACAACAGCGCCCUGGGGAACACCCCUUACCAUCGCCCUCCUCGCUGCAUCCACGUCUAUAACAAGAACGGGGUGGGCAAGGUGGGCGACCGGAUCCUGCUGGCCAUCAAGGGGCAGAAGAAGAAGGCGCUCAUCGUGGGGCAUCGCAUGCCUGGCCCUGCAAUGACCCCCAGGUUUGACUCCAACAACGUGGUCCUCAUUGAGGACAAUGGGAACCCGGUGGGGACCCGAAUCAAGACACCUAUCCCCACCAGCCUCCGCCGGAGGGAAGGCGAGUUUUCCAAGGUCCUGGCCAUCGCUCAGAACUUCGUGUGAGCGGAGCCCAGGCGCUGGCCGCGGGGGCUCGUGGAUGGAGCCGUUCUGAGAACUGUGCCUCUGCUGAGAGGGAGCCCAGGAACAGUGUCCUGUGGGAAAAUAAACGCUUCCAUGUAUGUCUCUUCCUGAACUUUCUGGGUGUGGCCAUGGGGUAAAUGGCACUGAAACGGCUAAAAGGUGCCACUGGAGAUGGUUGGUCUUUGCCCUCAGUAGCCUGUGAGCUCACCUGGGAUUAUCAGGUGCUGGAAAAUUGAAUUAAAAGCUGAAUGUGCCAAUUUGUAGAUAAACAUUAGAACCUCACUUUCUAGCCAGGCAGACUACUUACUUGCCUUCCAGAAUGUCAUCUCCCUGCAUCAGAGGGCUGGAGGUGCUCAGUAAAGAUGACUGGAUUACUGGGUGAGCGUGAGUGAAGCAGGGGACUGAUUCCUCCAGUGGACCGUGGGCUCCCAGCUCCGAGAGAACCUGCCCAACCUGCCUUCCUCCACCACGGGUUGCCCUCUGCUAGGCCCCAGCUGCUGCUCUGGGCCCAGAGAGGACAGCUGACUGCAGGAAGUGCCCUAGCCCUGGUGUGUGCAGACCGCCUGGUGGUGGGGCUGUGCAGGGGAUUCAGUGAUAGUUUAGCUCCCAUUUGUUUGCUGGUGGUCCCCUUGUGGAGGUUCGGGCAGGGCUCAUUCCAUCCGUUUAAGUGGAAUCUUUUUCCAUUCAUUUCUACAGUCGCUCUGCACUCCCAUUGCAGGGGAGCUAAGAUGCUGCAUCCCCACGACGUGGCUAAAAAAUAAAGUCACUCCUUUAUUCGUUCAAAA
Molecule: messenger RNA, 4011 nt
Organism: Odocoileus virginianus texanus
Lineage: Eukaryota; Metazoa; Chordata; Mammalia; Artiodactyla; Cervidae
Source: RefSeq, a predicted model, not a curated record